Molecule: messenger RNA, 2231 nt
Organism: Puntigrus tetrazona (Sumatra barb)
Lineage: Eukaryota; Metazoa; Chordata; Actinopteri; Cypriniformes; Cyprinidae
Gene: tmed8
Product: transmembrane p24 trafficking protein 8
Exons: 6
Coding region: 194-1027 (277 amino acids)
Cellular component (GO): Golgi membrane
Source: RefSeq, a predicted model, not a curated record
UUCAGAACACGUAUUUACAAAUUAGCGGACUUCCUGGGCGUCAAACGUUAUUUGUCAGGCGACACUGUUGCAUCUACAGCAUCACACUCUCCGCAGAGUUUGUUUCAGUUUUGAAUGAGGUUCGCCGAAAGCCGCCUCUGAGUCAGGUAAGAGUUGUCAUCUGACGUAAAGAAGCUUCAUCCAGCUGAUCGUAAUGGUGGUUUAUGUAUUUUAUGUGUCUGCUCCUCUAGAGAUGGAGAAACUAGAGACCUCAGAGCUUCAGUCUAGACUGUCAUCCCUGUCUGUUUCUUCUUUCCCUGGUAUAACGUCCAAAAACUGUGAAGCGAACCCUUUAAACAGACUUCAAAGCACAGACCUUUCCCGGACGGUGACCCAGCCGGACAACCGAACUAACAUGGACGAUAACAGCAACGAUAGAGAAUCUGCGAAAACCACCGAGGAGCCCAGCGCGUCUCCGGGGAAAGCAGAGGCGGGUGACCCACAGGAGAGCAGUACUUCACACCCCGGGGAGAAGAAAGCUCUUCCUCCGAUGAAGCCAGCGUCCACGUGGACCUCCGCAGCCCUGAAGGAGCUGAAGACGAAGCUGCGUCAGGAGAAGGACAGCGUGGUGACGGUGUAUCGCGGAGACAUCAUGACCGUCCACGUGCCCACCGUCCCCGAGGCCAAGCGCGUAUGCUGGGAGUUCGCCACCGACGGCUACGACAUCGGGUUUGGGGUUUACUUCGACUGGUCUCCGGUCACUAGCCGAGCCAUUACCGUCCACAUCAGCGAGUCCAGUGACGACGAGGAUGAAGACGAUGACCUAGAAGGCCCCGUGGUUCCCGGAGAUGUCGAGAAGGGCUCUAAAGCGGUCGCCAACUCGAACUUGGGAGAAAUCCUGCCCGUGUACCGUCAGGACAGUCACCUGGCCGUUCAGAGCGGGAGCCACGAGUUUCCGGGAGAAGGAACGUACCAGCUGAAGUUCGACAACUCGUACUCGCUGUGGCGGAAUAAGACUCUGUACUACAGAGUGCACUACAGCGCCUGACGAUUGAACAGGAAACUUUCAGUGAUGCUCUUUUCCAUCGUAUGUAUUAAAUUACUGUGUAAUUCUCGCUAUUGUUGAUUUGUGCUUUUCGUUUCACCCAAGCCCUAUCAUAGUUCAAAAAACGACUUUCUAUAUAUACGAAAUGCGUUUUUUCACGAGGCUCGCGAAUACGUGCAAUGUGUUUUAUGUGGCUUAAAGAUGUUACGCGCGAAGAUGAUAUAUUUCAUAUAAAAGGUCCGCAUGUGUUUUAUAAGUGUAUCGUCGGACGCCACAACAGAUAUCAGGGACUACGGAGUAAUCAGGGAAAGUGUAUGGGGUGGCGAAGCGGGUCAAGUGCUUUUCACGCUGUUCGAAACUAUUCAAAGGCAAACAGGGAAGGAGAGGAAGUCGACGUGGACGAUUCAGGGAAUGACACACGAGUGUUUUCUGUUUCUUUGGGUGUUUUUGUUGUCACUGAGCAGCGCGCCGGAGCGCUUUCUCAGCCGCACACACACACACACACACACACACACACACACACACACACACACACACUGGAAGCCACGGAUAGUUGGGAUGCUUUUUUUUUUUUUUUUUUUUUUUUUUUUUUUUUAUGGCGGCCGCAUGCUGCACCGAGAUGGUUAUCAAUGCAGUCGCCAGGGUUACUGCUCAUGGAAAUGGUUAAAGCCGGCUUUUUUACAACUUUAAACCGUAUCCUGUUACAAAAGCUAAUUUGUUGCAUAACCGAACCAAUAUUUGCAUGCCCCGGGCAUGAUUUAUGUCCGUGUCGACGCAAUGCAGGUGGCCCGUUGAAGGUUUUAUUUAUGUUUAUGUUCUUAGCUGAUGGCUUUUUAACAAGAUAAAUGACAAAACUACCUUUUUUUUUUAUUUUGCUUCCAUCACGUGCAAUAUGCCACACUAAGUGCUGCCGGCAGGGGUUGUAGUAUAGUAUUUAGUUUGGUUUUAAUACAUUUAUAUGAAUACCAAAUCACACUGCAAAUGCACAUCGCGCGAGUUUCUCUGCGUACCUUAAUUAUUUGCAUGUCUUGAGAGACUGUUGCAUUGUGCUGCUGAGGUACUCGAUUCUGCCAAUGUGUUUAUCUGCUUGUCCUUCUCUGUAUCUUUUUGCUUUCUGUAUGAUAUGCAUAUGUUAUGUUUGUCGUCCUUUUUUUGUUUUGUUUCUUUUGCUGUUUGCUGUUCACAAUAAACGUUGACGGUGAGUUGA